CGGAACUGAUACCCGUCAUUUAUUUCCGAGUCUUCAAAGCCUGUUUGAGCGGCGAGCGACCUGAUUGAUUGUGUUUUUUGUCAUUUUAUUUGUUUUUUUUACCGGACAAAGAUGCAGAUCUGCAGCGUGUGCAGCGACCAGACGCCAAAAUACAGAUGUCCGACCUGCAAAAUAAGAUAUUGUUCACUAGGCUGUUAUAAGAGGCACAAAGACACUUGCGUCCCUUUGGAGCAGCCUCCACCUGUUGAACCUGAAGCUAAGGAUCCUGUCAACACUGAGCCGUGGACUGUUGAGGAUCUUCUGCAUGAAGACAGCAUCACUGACAAAGUGCCUCUGCAGAGACUCCAGCUGUUAGGUCAGUCUAAAGAGCUGAGAGAUCUUCUGUGCAACCCCCAUCUGAGACAGUUAUUACGCUCUGUUGACGGCGCAGACAACAAAUAUGACGCGAUGAAGGCUGCCAUGCAGGAGCCUCUGUUUGUUGAAUUUUCAGAUCGGUGUUUGAAAAUUGUCGACGACGAAGCAAAAUCCAGUGACGCUUAUGAUUUAUAAACUUGUGCCUGCUUUAGAUUUUCUAUCAUGACUUUAUAUACUUUUUUUAUAUAUAUAAAAUGUCUCAGAAUAAGCCACAUUACUGUAACCUGUCUGUGCCUUUUCAUGUUACAGUGUAUAUAUAGUGUUCAAAUAAAGGCUGAAAUGUUCCUGAGUCAACACUAAAAGCUUGGAGUUAAUGUCACCGAUCACGUUUGAGGUGAAAGGAAAAACUACUACAUUCAAAUUUAUAAAAUUUAUUCCAACAAAACAUUUAAAUAUUAACAAAAUUCAAGUUGUUGUACAUUGAUCCCUUGGUACCACUGACAAAAACAAGUACAGAGAUUGCAUUAUAACAAACUGCCAUGAUUCAGACACCUAUCAGUGAAUCCAUAACUAGAAAACAAAGUGUUUAGUGAGCAAAGAAAGACGUUUCAUGCUGUCUGUGGGUAAAGCUGGGCAGCUAAACAUCAGUGUUAAGUUACCAUGAAUAAUAUUUUGUAACAUUUGUAGCAAAAAGAUGUUUGAAA
Messenger RNA from Larimichthys crocea (large yellow croaker), 1058 nucleotides. It is a transcript of the gene znhit3, whose product is annotated as zinc finger, HIT-type containing 3. Gene Ontology annotation, molecular function: protein binding. Bases 112 to 549 code for a protein of 145 amino acids. Gene Ontology annotation, biological process: box C/D snoRNP assembly; maturation of LSU-rRNA from tricistronic rRNA transcript (SSU-rRNA, 5.8S rRNA, LSU-rRNA); snoRNA localization. The transcript is spliced from 5 exons. Lineage: Eukaryota; Metazoa; Chordata; Actinopteri; Sciaenidae. Gene Ontology annotation, cellular component: nucleus; pre-snoRNP complex. The record is from RefSeq and is a predicted model, not a curated record.